Cherax quadricarinatus is the source of this 7304-nucleotide messenger RNA. RefSeq names its product chloride channel protein 7. Gene Ontology annotation, biological process: transmembrane transport; chloride transport. NCBI's taxonomy places the organism in Eukaryota, Metazoa, Arthropoda, Malacostraca, Decapoda, Parastacidae. Gene Ontology annotation, cellular component: lysosomal membrane; intracellular membrane-bounded organelle. Gene Ontology annotation, molecular function: voltage-gated chloride channel activity. The record is from RefSeq and is a predicted model, not a curated record.
UUUCCUUAACUCUAGCAUCAGAUACUGAUUAUGGUGUAGAAAAGUCCUUACUAAUUAUUCCAUUUUUACUAUGGGGUGCCUUGAAUAUUGGACCAACUCUAAUCGCUGCUUUUCUUGGGUCAUAUAUAGAGCCUGUGUCAACGGGCAGUGGCAUUCCUCAAGUGAAGUGUUACCUGAAUGGUGUGAAGGUGCCACGAGUUGUAAGAAUUAAGACCUUACUGAGCAAAGUUGUCGGAGUCACCAUGUCUGUCCUUGGUGGACUGGCUGUUGGCAAGGAGGGUCCCAUGAUUCAUUCUGGAGCUGUAAUAGCAGCCGGUGUAUCUCAGGGGAAAACGACUUCUUUCAAACAUGACUUUGGAGUUUUUGAAUACUUUAGGGAGGACCAUGAAAAGCGAGAUUUUGUAUCUGCCGGUGCAGCCGCUGGUGUUGCUGCUGCUUUUGGUGCUCCAGUCGGUGGUGUGUUGUUCUCCUUGGAAGAGGGAGCCAGCUUCUGGAACCAGGGACUAACUUGGAGGGUAUUCUUUUGUGCCAUGAUGUCUACUUUUACCUUAAAUUUAGUUCUUUCAACCUACAAUGGAGUUCCAGGUAUGCUUGCUUACAAUGGUCUCCUGAACUUUGGGAAGUUUGAUGAUCUGACCUAUGAAAUUUGGGAAUUUAUUCCCUUUCUGCUGAUGGGAGUCAUGGGAGGCCUGCUGGGAGCCUUGUACAAUCAUAUCAAUCUAAAGUUGACUGCUUUCAGGAUGAGAUACGUUAAUAAGCCAUGGCAGAAAAUAAUAGAAGCAGCUAUAGUUGCUUUUGUUACAGCUGCAGCUGCUUUCCUUAUGAUAUAUUUAAUUCAUGAUUGCCGUAUUAUUGAUCCUGAUACUGCCAAAUAUCCUAUUCAGAUGUUUUGUGGUUAUGGUGAAGAAAAUGCAGCUGCAUCAAUAUGGUUUCAAACUCCUGAGAAAAGUGUGAGAUCUUUGUUUCAUGAUCCCCCAGACUCAUAUCAAUGGUCAACCAUAGGUGUGUUCUUUGUGUGUUACUUCUUCUUGGCAUGUUGGACGUAUGGCCUGGGAAUUCCUUCUGGAGUUUUUAUCCCAACUCUGCUGUGUGGAGCAGCUUGGGGUCGGCUUGUUGGAAAGCUCAUGUCACUCUUCUUUCCUGAUCAGCAAUGGCCAGAUGAAGGUAAAUACGCGCUGGUUGGAGCUGGAGCCAUGCUUGGCGGUGUUGUACGGAUGACUCUAAGUUUGACUGUAAUCCUAAUGGAGUGUGUGGGUAACAUAACAUUUGGCUUACCUCUGAUGAUUGUUCUUAUGGUAGCUAAAUGGGUUGGAGAUUUCUUUACAGAGGGUCUAUAUGACAUCCAUAUUCAAAUGCAGGGUGUCCCUAUUAUGGCUUGGAAUGCUCCUCCUCUGUCAAACAAUAUCUAUGCAACUGAGGUAAUGAACCGACCAGUUGCUACUUUAAGGAGUGUUGAGACUGUUCAGAAUAUUGUAAGCAUUCUCAAGAAACAUCAUUAUAAUGGCUUCCCAGUUGUAGACUGUGUUCCAACUGAAGCAGAUACACGUUACUUCAGGUCAUUUGGCACCUUGAGAGGUCUCAUACUGCGUUCUCAGCUCUUAGUGCUUUUAAAACACAAGGUUUUCAACGAAAAUGCUGAAGUGUGGCAGAAUAGCAAAGUAGAUAUCAGUCUCUUCCGUCUGUCUUAUCCACGGUACUUCACUCUGGAUGAAGUUGAGUUGAAUUCUGAGGAUUUGAACUGCACAGUUGAUGUUAGACCAUUUUACAACCCCUCACCCUACUCAAUAGUUACCUGCACUCCCCUGCCAAGAAUGUUCAAUCUUUUCAGGGCUCUUGGUUUAAGACAUCUUGUUGUAGUUGAUGACAAUAAUGGAGUUGUUGGUAUUGUGACUCGUAAAGAUCUUGUAAAGUACAGAAUUUGGAAACAUAGAGGGCAGAUGGGUUUAGAAGAGCUAGUCAUUUAUAACAGUGUUUCUUAAAUAAUAAUAAUAUAUUACAGAUUCAUCAGAGUUAUUUUCCUGGAAAAAAUAAAUGUUUUUUUAAGGUUGUGAGAUUACAUCAAAGAAUAUGUACAGUACAUUAAUUUACAACUUACCAGUUAUGUUGAUUUCAUUUUUAUUAAAAAAACACUUUCACCACUAAUAUUGAUAAAUAAAUUUUAAUUUACUUCCUUGCAUUUUGUUGAAUAUUUUUCUAAAUAUUAUAUUUAUUCUAAAUUAAAAUUAAUAAUUGUUACCACUCAGUGGUCUGAUUUGACUUCUGGAUUUCUGCCCUUCAUUAUUUCACUCACACUUUACUAACAGUCCAGAACAGAACAAAAUAUCAGAUUUUCAUUUACAAUUUGGAUGUUAUUUUUUAAUUGUUAGUGCCAUAAUGUUUUGACGCUUCAUUUUUUAAAUUAAUGCAUGAAAUCUUUAAAAAAUUAAACGUACUAUAUAAUGAACAUAAGGUUGUGGAUGUUUUACCUUUAUUGGAAUUACUGAGCUCAGUUAUUAAAUUGUUCAUCUUGUGUGAUUACCUGUAAGAGUAAAUAAUAUCCAAGUCAUCUGAUUAGCUUUAAUAUAGGUAUAGCUGAAGAGCUGAGCCUAAAAUUAUCCUCAUUUAUCUAGAUUUGCUACAAUCAGUAUUUUAACAGUAAAACAUAGUGUAUCUUUUAAUGAAUGGGGGCUGCAAAUAUCUUGAAUAAGUAAGAAAGUGGGGUACUUCAGCAGUGAAAUUAUGUUUCAGUUUGGUAGAUUGAUGCUAGUAAAGAUUUACAAACUUUAGAGAUCAUACAUGUAUUAAAAUUUUACACAAAUAACCUGCACAUAGGAGAAACAAACUUAUGAUAAUGUUUCAGUCUGACUUAGAUCAUCAUCUGGUCACAUUAACUGGUUUAUGGUCCAGGUCAGACCAAAACAUUGUCAUAAGUUUCUUUUUCCUAUGUGCAGGUUAUUUGUGUACUGUUCCAGUUAUGGUAUUGUGCUUUUUUACUAUUCUUUUUGUAUUAAAAUUUACUGGUAUUGCACCUCCUAAUAUAUACAAACUCUUGUUUUCUGUAGUAAUGCCCUCUCAUACAAGCUUCCAGGCAGCCCUAUUUAAAUACUCUAGUAUAUAAUGUUACCUGCUCUUUAUCGUUUAUGCUUUCAAAAAGCAGGCUGGAAAAUUGUUUCAGGAAUUUUAAAAAAAAGUUCUGCAUGGGAAAAUUACAUUUAACCCUUUCAGGGUCAAGAGACCCUCUCCUAAACUUGUUCUCAGGGUCAAAAAUUUUUUGGAAAAAAAAAAUUCUUAUGAAAAGAUAGAGAAUCAUUUCCCGAUCAUAAUGACACCAAAAGUAUGAAAUUUGAUGGAAAACUUACGGAAUUAUGCUCUCGCGAAGUCAGCAGUCUCAACGGUGUUUACGCAUUGGCAAUUUCGCCCACUUUCAGCCCUAUUUUCAGUCAAUUCCAGUGUACUAGUCAACAAAAAUUAUAACUAUUUCGCUGAACUCCAUUUUUUUCUAUCGAAUGAGUACAAGAAAUCACCUAUUUACCGAUUUCAACUAUCCAAUAAAAUAGUCAGAAAUUAGCAAUUUUGCCAAUUUCACACAAAUUUCAAAAGAUGCCAAUUUCCAAAUAGGGUCCAGAAUAAACAAGACAGACAUUCCUGGCACUAAAAUAACACUUCCUCUGUUCAUUAAUCACGUCUCCAGGCCCCUCUUACAUUUCUUUUGCUUUCUACAUUGAAUUUUUAUUCUCUCAAAAAAUAGAAGAUUUACUGUUAUGCAGGCUACUGCAUUAGUGUAGAAAUGGUAUAAAUAAUAUCAGCGCACUUGUGAAAGAAUAUUAGACUCGCCAGUUGACGUGUAUUGGACACAUGGCAUGAUUUGUUUACUUUUGAACUUUGGCAAAAAUCGAACAUUUCUGCUACUUUGAGCUCAAUUUCAAGGUACUUUUCAUUGUGAAACCAAUCAAAAUCAUCUCAAUUUCUGUAAUAUGUCUUCCAUUCUAUAAAGUGAGGCCAGGAAAACUAGAAUACAACAAUAAAUACCACAUGCAAAUACAGUGCAAAAUCGGUUAUAAACCAAAAACACGGUCAGUUUUUUUUUCUCGUUACGCACUGUGCGCUGCAGGAUUUUUUUUAUACUGUGCACACUGACCACAUAGACCCAUUCUUUCAUAUGUAAGCCUACCAGCUUUCUCUCGCUAGAUUUGAAGGUGCUAGAAUUUACGCAUACUAGUACAUCAAUAACCCUGGUGCGUAAGCCGUACUAGUACGUCGGAAACCCCGAAAGGGUUAAAAUUCAAAAACAAGAGAAAAGAUAUUUCUCUCACAAGGAGUUAAUAUUUUUGAUAAUGAGCAGAUUGUUGCUGAGUGAGGCAAGUGCAAGAACAACUAACAUGAAGGAGGAAUACAGAAGGAGUUACUGAGUGAGAAGUACAGGAGCAGCAAACAUAGAUGAGUAGAGAGGGGUUAGAUAGGGAAGACAAGUAAAAUGUAAGUGACAAAUAAUUGCUGGUUUUAAAUCUCGUAAGUUUAUAAUCAUUACUAGUAAUAAUUUCACAUCACUUGAAUAUUAUGUUUCGGCGGGAGACAGAGAGAGAGAGAUUUUGGGAAAUGUUGAGUGAAUACAUGGGGAGUUUUGAACCAAGUGUGAGAGUACUUGUGGUUGGGGAUUUCAAUGCUAAAGUGGGUAAAAAUGUUGUGGAUGGAGUAGUAGGUAAAUUUGGGGUGCCAGGGGUAAAUGUAAAUGGGGAGCCAUUAAUUGAGCUAUGUGUAGAAAGAGAUUUGGUAAGAAGUAAUACAUAUUUUAUGAAAAAGAGGAUAAAUAAAUAUACAAGGUAUGAUGUAGCACGUAAUGAAAGUAGUUUGUUAGAUUAUGUUUUGGUGGAUAAAAGGUUAAUGGGUAGGCUCCAGGAUGUACACCUUUAUAGAGGGGCAACUGAUAUAUCGGAUCAUUAUUUAGUUGUAGCUACAGUUAGAGUAAGAGGUAGAUGGGACAAGAAGAAGGUGGCAACAACAAGUAGGAGGGAAGUGAAAGUGGAUAAACUAAGGGAGGAGGAAGUUCGGGUGAGAUAUAAGCGACUAUUGGUAGAAAGGUGGGCUAGUGCAAAGAUGAGUAGUGGGGGGGGGGGGGUUGAAGAGGGUUGGAUGAGUUUUAAAAAUGCUGUAUUAGAAUGUGGGGCAGAAGUUUGUGGUUAUAGGAGGGUGGGGGCAGGAGGAAAGAGGAGUGAUUGGUGGAAUGAUGAAGUAAAGGGUGUGAUAAAAGAGAAAAAGUUAGCUUAUGAGAGGUUUUUACAAAGCAGAAGUGUUAUAAGAAGAGCAGAGUAUAUGGAGAGUAAAAGAAAGGUGAAAAGAGUGGUGAGAGAAUGCAAAAGGAGAGCAGAUGAUAGAGUGGGAGAGGCACUGUCAAGAAAUUUUAAUGAAAAUAAGAAAAAAUUUUGGAGUGAUUUAAACAAGUUAAGAAAGCCUAGGGAACGUAUGGAUUUGUCAGUUAAAAACAGAGUAGGGGAGUUAGUAGAUGGGGAGAGGGAGGUAUUAGGUAGACGGUGAGAAUAUUUUGAGGAACUUUUAAAUGUUGAGGAAGAAAGGGAGGUGGUAAUUUCAUGCACUGGCCAGGGAGGUAUACCAUCUUUUAGGAGUGAAGAAGAGCAGAAUGUAAGUGUGGGGGAGGUACGUGAGGCAUUACGUAGAAUGAAAGGAGGUAAAGCAGCUGGAACUGAUGGGAUCAUGACAGAAAUGUUAAAAGCAGGGGGGGAUAUAGUGUUGGAGUGGUUGGUACUUUUGUUUAAUAAAUGUAUGAAACAGGGGAAGGUACCUAGGGAUUGGCGGAGAGCAUGUAUAGUCCCUUUAUAUGAAGGGAAGGGGGUCAAAAGAGAUUGUAAAAUCUAUAGAAGAAUAAGUUUAUUGAGUAUACCAGGAAAAGUGUACGGUAGGGUUAUUAUUGAAAGAAUUAGAGGUAAGACAGAAUGUAGGAUUGCGGAUGAGCAAGGAGGUUUCAGAGUGGGUAGGGGAUGUGUAGAUCAAGUGUUUACAUUGAAGCAUAUAUGUGAACAGUAUUUAGAUAAAGGUAGGGAAGUUUUUAUUGCAUUUAUGGAUUUAGAAAAGGCAUAUGAUAGAGCGGAUAGAGGAGCAAUGUGGCAGAUGUUGCAAGUAUAUGGAAUAGGUCGUAAGUUACUAAAUGCUGUAAAGAGCUUUUAUGAGGAUAGUGAGGCUCAGGUUAGGGUGUGUAGAAGAGAGGGAGACUACUUCCCGGUAAAAGUAGGUCUUAGACAGGGAUGUGUAAUGUCACCAUGGUUGUUUAAUAUAUUUAUAGAUGGGGUUGUAAAAGAAGUAAAUGCUAGGGUGUUCGGGAGAGGGGUGGGAUUAAAUUAUGGGGAAUCAAAUACAAAAUGGUAAUUGACACAGUUACUUUUUGCUGAUGAUACUGUGCUUAUGGGAGAUUCUAAAGAAAAAUUGCAAAGGUUAGUGGAUGAGUUUGGGAGUGUGUAUAAAGGUAGAAAGUUGAAAGUGAACAUAGGAAAGAGUAAGGUAAUGAGGGUAUCAAAUGAUAUAGAUAAAGAAAAAUUGGAUAUCAAAUUGGGGAGGAGGAGUAUGGAAGAAAUGAAUGUUUUCAGAUACUUGGGAGUUGACGUGUCGGCGGAUGGGUCUAUGAAAGAUAGAGGUGAAUCAUAGAAUUGAUGAGGGGAAAAGGGUGAGCGGUGCACUUAGGAGUCUGUGGAGACAAAGAACUUUGUCCUUGGAGGCAAAGAGAGGAAUGUAUGAGAGUAUAGUUUUACCAACGCUCUUAUAUGGGUGUGAAGCAUGGGUGAUGAAUGUUGCAGCGAGGAGAAGGCUGGAGGCAGUGGAGAUGUCAUGUCUGAGGGCAAUGUGUGGUGUGAAUAUAAUGCAGAGAAUUCGUAGUUUGGAAGUUAGGAGGAGGUGCAGGAUUACCAAAACUGUUGUCCAGAGGGCUGAGGAAGGGUUGUUGAGGUGGUUCGGACAUGUAGAGAGAAUGGAGCGAAACAGAAUGACUUCAAGAGUGUAUCAGUCUGUAGUGGAAGGAAGGCGGGGUAGGGGUCGGCCUAGGAAAGGUUGGAGGGAGGGGGUAAAGGAGAUUUUGUGUGCGAGGGGCUUGGACUUCCAGCAGGCAUGCGUGAGCGUGUUUGAUAGGAAUGAAUGGAAACAAAUGGUUUUUAAUACUUGACAUGCUGUCAAAGUAACAUUUAUUAAGGGAUUCAGGGAAACCGGCAGGCCGGACUUGAGUCCUGGAGAUGGGAAGUACAGUGCCUGCACUCUGAAGGAGGGGUGUUAAUGUUGCAGUUUAAAAACUGUAGUGUAAAGCACCCUUCUGGCAAGACAGUGAU